AUGAAUGGCAAGGUUUUUCGGCCCGGAAAUGGAUCUAAAGGGGACGGUAAAGAUCCCAUCAUUCUUCAGGAAAGGCUAAAUCACACCAUAUUCUUCAACUUCAAGGCCAGAGCUAAAGCCUUCAUAGGUGGGCCACAUGUCACCCUCACCACAAUAGCGGACACCAAUUUCCUUCAUCACAUUGUGCCAAUGGUCCAACGCUGGAAUGGACCCAUAUCCCUGUGUGUUUUCGCUCCGGGUGAUCAUUUUGACUUGGCCGUGCGACAGAUUCAGUGGCUUGUGUCUUGUUCCAAUACUUCGUUGGUGCACGAUUGGGUCUCGUUCCACUUUGUGUUCCCCAAAGCCUUGGGUCCAAACAAAAUCUUCAAGUGGAACAACAUUCCCGAAAAGGGAGAAGACCCUUGCUUCGCGUAUGAUGUUCGCAAGGGCGAAACGACAAACAUCGUUACCUAUAAGCAACGUUCGGCCCUGGUGUUCCCAAUUAAUCUGCUUCGGAACAUUGCCAUGGAGGGAGUUGCUCUAGAACUUUUCGGCUCAAAUCAGUUUGUGUUCCCAUGUGACAUUGAAAUGAUCCCUAGUCCGAAUUUGGCCACUAAAUUCGAGGCCUUGAUUGAAAGGAUGGACUUGUCUGAUCGAGAGCAAAGAGUGGCCUUUCUCUUGCCAGAAUUCGAGAUCAAGGCUGGCGAGGCUUUACCCGCGAACAAAACGACAUUAUUGCACGAAAUGAGAAGGACCAAGAACGUGGUCAUGUUUCAUCAGAAAACCACCGGAAUGCUCCACGUGAUCCCAUCUAUGAUGGACUGGAUCGGGACUCCAGAACGCGAUGAUUCAAAUUUGGAGCUCUUACCCAAGCUCGAAGGACCAAUUCCGGGUCGAUGGGAGCCGUUAUUUAUUAUCAGACAAGAUAUCAUGCCGCACUUUGACGAAAGAUUGACAUGGGAGACGAAAUCCGACAAGGUCCUUUUGGCAAAUGAUAAAGAUGUGCUUCUUGGGAAUUCAAUUUCGAACAUUGAGCAACGCAUUCUCAACUCAUAA
This is a messenger RNA of Tigriopus californicus, 1035 nucleotides long. Its product is annotated as beta-1,4-glucuronyltransferase 1-like. The coding region runs from base 1 to 1035 and encodes 344 amino acids. The transcript has 5 exons. NCBI's taxonomy places the organism in Eukaryota, Metazoa, Arthropoda, Copepoda, Harpacticoida, Harpacticidae. The record is from RefSeq and is a predicted model, not a curated record.